Molecule: messenger RNA, 158 nt
Organism: Perkinsus marinus ATCC 50983
Lineage: Eukaryota; Perkinsozoa; Perkinsida; Perkinsidae
Exons: 1
Source: RefSeq, a predicted model, not a curated record
GAAGCCACGUCCAGGCUCUCCACCGAGCGCAAGAGGGCGGAUUUACCAGAAGUGGCCGGAGAGUCAACCGUCCGAAAUUCUUCUCUCCUGGUGGAGAAAUGGUCCCCAGUGACACUAACAAAUAUGUUAUUCUCCUUUCCGACUCGGAGAGUGACUAA